This is a messenger RNA of Sipha flava (yellow sugarcane aphid), 1338 nucleotides long. Its product is annotated as zinc finger MYM-type protein 1-like. The record is from RefSeq and is a predicted model, not a curated record. Bases 1 to 1338 code for a protein of 445 amino acids. The transcript has 2 exons. Lineage: Eukaryota; Metazoa; Arthropoda; Insecta; Hemiptera; Aphididae.
AUGGGGAUAUGGAGAACAAGACAUAACUUGCAUAUGUGGACAAGAGCAGACUACGUCACACCUACUUGUCUGUCCAAGAGGGCCAAGCCCAUGUACACAAGAGGACCUUAUGAUAAGCAACAAGAAGGCGGCACUGAUCCUGUAACUUGGCCAACUUUUUUAAGCGAUAAGUUAAAAACAACAAUCGUUGAAAAAGGUCCUCCUUCACCCAUCGCCAAAACUUUUGUAUUUCCUUUAGAUGACAAUAAUCGUAGAUUUACAGUUUUUAAUUAUCAACGUUGUCUGAGUAAUGGAGAAAAUAUUCUAAGAACAUGGCUUGUCUAUUCCUUGUCCAAGAAUGUUAUUUUUUGCUAUUUCUGUAAACUGUUUUCAACUUCAAAAACUAAACUAGGAACAGAUGAAUAUAACGACUGGCGACACGUUUCUAUUAUUUUAAAAGAACACGAGACAUCAAAUUCCCAUCUUAGAGCACAUCAAACUUGGAUAGAAUUUUCUUCAAGAUUAAAAGCUAAAAAAACGAUUGAUGACUCUAAUCAACGCAUAUUUGAAUCGGGAAAAAAAUACUGGAAUACGGUUUUACAGAGAAUCGUGUCAGUAAUACAGCUUUUAGGUCAACAAAAUUUAGCAUUUCGGGGUUCAUCAGAUCAACUUUACAAACAAAACAACGGCAAUUUUUUAAAAAUUAUAGAGUUUAUGGCGUUAUAUGAUCCUAUAAUGUCCGAACAUGUUAGACGAACAAUGAAUACUAAAAAUAAAACUCAUUAUUUGGGAAAAGACAUACAAAAUGAAAUCAUAAGCUUAAUAUCUGGUGCUAUUAAGACACGCAUACUUAAUAUGGUUAAGGAAGCGAAAUAUUACAGUAUAAUUUUGGACUGUACUCCUGAUUUAAGCCACGUUGAACAAAUGACCAUUAUUAUUCGUUUUGUAUUUGUUGAAUCGUCAAAAAAAGAGUCAAAUGUUACAAUUUGUGAACAUUCUCUCGGUUUUAUUCCAAUAGAAACGAGUACUGGAAUGGGCCUUUCUGAUAUUAUUACACAGCAGUUGAAGGACUUGAGAAUUCCAAUUGAAAAUAUGAGGGGCCAGGGAUAUGACAACGGAGCGAAUAUGAAAGGCAAACAUUCUGGUGUACAACGAAGAAUUCGCAAUAUUAAUCCUCGCGCUUUCUUCGUUCCUUGUAGUGCACAUUCUUUAAAUCUUAUUGUAAAUGAUGCAGUUAAGUCAUCAAAAGAGGCGAUUGAGUUUUUCGAUAUUAUUCAAAAAGUUUACGUUUUUAUUUUCGGCAUCUUCACACCGUUGGCAAAGGCCCCCCCACAAGUUUACCCUACAAAUUUAUUUUGA